CUCCCAAAUUGAAGAGCAGCUGGAGAGACCAGAGCCAAGUGCCUGAGACCAGUUACGAAGAGCUUGACUUCCGGAGUACAGCAAUCGCAGAAAGAAGAGAGUAGGCUGUGCGAGUGGGGACAAGAUCGGAAGAACUGAGCAGAGUUGCACUGCAAAGCGUAUACCGCACAAGAACACUCCGUCAUGGCUUCGAACCAAGGGCAAUACUUUCCUCCUCCACCACCAAGUCAAGAAGGUCAAGACCAGCAGCAGUUUCGACCACCGCCUAUAGGCGGACAGCAAAACUUCUAUCCUCCUCCCCAGCAACAGCAACAGCAAGAGCACGCGCAACCACACUUCGCACCGCCACCGUCGUUCGCACCGCCUCCCGCCGUGUCUCCGAUCUCCACACAAGAUGCCGCACCGACUCCACCACCAGCACAGACAGGAACCGCACUGCCUUACUAUCCCGGCCCACCAUCCUCGCAGUCCUACCACGACGAGAAGCAGCCCGAACCAGCCGCCUCAAGUAACCGCCAAUCGAUCAAUCGACAGUCCUCCGUUGCCGGCGGCGCCCCAGCACCAGGCCACUUUGUCGGUGCACAAGCCACCACAGCCGACGACGUAGGCACCUUCAACGGCGGCUCCUACCGCAUCUCUCACCGCGACACAAACACGAUCGUCACGAUCCAGCUGGCCAUGGGUUGUCCCAUGGAAGUCAAACCGGGCACCAUGAUCGCCAUGUCGCCCACCAUUACUGUCAAGGGAAACUUCAAGUUCAGUAUGAAGAAGCUGCUCGCGAGAGGGGAGAUGUCGCAUAGUACCUUCACUGGACCGGGAGAAUUGUUGCUCGCGCCGUUCGCAUUGGGUGACAUCACGAAUUUGAGGUUGUCCGGAAAAGAGCAGUGGAGUGUCGGCAAGGAUGCGUUUUUGGCGAGCACGCAGGGCGUGACGAAGACGUAUGUGUCGCAGAACUUUAGCAAGGCCAUGUUCUCCGGAGAAGGCUUCUUCAUUUACAAGAUUGCUGGUGUGGGAAUCUGCUGGAUCCAGAGUAUGGGUGCAAUCAUUCGGAAGGACCUGAGGGACGGAGAGAAGUAUAUCAUCGACAAUGGGCAUCUUGUAGCCUGGAACUGUGACUACGUGCUGGAGCGUGUCGCUAGUGGCGGUAUCAUCAGUAACCUGAGUGCUGGCGAGGGGCUGGUCUGCAAAUUUACGGGCCCUGGAACUGUCUUCAUGCAGACGAGGAAUCCUCAGCAGUUUGCGCAGUACAUGGCUGCGCAUACGGUGGUGUAG
Molecule: messenger RNA, 1272 nt
Organism: Zymoseptoria tritici IPO323
Lineage: Eukaryota; Fungi; Ascomycota; Dothideomycetes; Mycosphaerellales; Mycosphaerellaceae
Exons: 5
Coding region: 184-1272 (362 amino acids)
Source: RefSeq, a predicted model, not a curated record